Molecule: messenger RNA, 6401 nt
Organism: Loxodonta africana (African savanna elephant)
Lineage: Eukaryota; Metazoa; Chordata; Mammalia; Proboscidea; Elephantidae
Gene: CSRNP2
Product: cysteine and serine rich nuclear protein 2
Exons: 4
Coding region: 4685-6316 (543 amino acids)
Biological process (GO): regulation of transcription by RNA polymerase II
Cellular component (GO): nucleus
Molecular function (GO): DNA-binding transcription factor activity, RNA polymerase II-specific; sequence-specific DNA binding
Source: RefSeq, a predicted model, not a curated record
GAGGACGCCGGCCGGGGCUGCGGGGGCAGCUCGGGGAAGGAGAUGGGCGGCUCGGAAGUCGGCGGGAUUGCGGGAGAGGGUUGUUGGGAAUGGAAUGGAGAUGGUGUAGGAUGGAGGGAAGUGAAGGAAAGGGAGGGGGAAUAGAGGAAAAUGUGGGAGGAGUGGUUGGGAAUUUGUGAGUAGCAGGCAGGAAGGGAUGAGGAGGGCUGGGUCGGGGCUGCAGACGAUUGGAAUGAGCGGGAAGGUUAGCAGGAAUCAGAGGGAAAUGGGUUCAGACCUGAAGGUUCAGCAGGCGUGUCCAUUGAGGGAAACUGAUGACUUGACAUGUCCCUUCAGCUCCUGAUGUUUCCCAUUUUUCUGGCGUUGUGUGGAAAAAUGGAAGCAUCAUUUGCCCUGGUUGCUAGCUUGAUCUUUUUUUCACAGGCCCUAACAUGCAGCUCACUGCCACCCAUCCCUUUUAGUGCAGUGGCCUUGAUUCAUCCUUUUAAAGGGGUUAGAGGGGCAGUUUGACACCACAAACCAUUCUUCAGUAUGAAAUGUUAGAAGGUAUCCCCAAGAGGCACACUGUCCCCUUGUCCUGAAGUUUUCAGUUCAAGGUAAAUUCGGACUUGAUUCAGAUUUUCCUUUCCUGACUUUCCAUCUUGCACAUCUCCAAUGCCAGGAUGUUGGUGUGUGCCAGAGUUACAAAUGACUGGAUGUAAUGCUUCCUGCAGCAUCGUGUUCCAGUUCUCCUACAAAGAUCUUGUGUCCCCCAUAUGAAGAUGGUUCAGACAUGGAAAGCCAAAUUCCAAACUUGUGUCAGUGAAUGGGUCAAAAGAGGAAUGAGGGUGUCAAUGCUUUCUUUCAAUACCUGGUUUAGAUAGGAUGUUUUCACUUCAGUGCUUAAUAAAUUCAUGAUAGUGUGAUCACAAGGACACAUGGAUCUAUGAAAUUCCUAGUAUUUGAAAGUUUCAAUCACAGUAUCUUCUAAAAGGAGAAACAGGACAAGUCAUUUUAUUCAGGUUUAUCAUAACACGCAGCAGCCAGCCUUUUUUUCUCUAACCCAGCUACUGUGGUAGCCCUGCCGAUCUUGUUAGAGAUUUUGGCCCCUUGACCUUUAGCAGAAGGUUGGGUUCCAAUCCAGUGGAGAGGAUUUCUCCUGUGAGAUGUACCUUGUUUUAUUAUUUUGGACUCAUUUAAGAGAGAGGCCUACACUACGUAAACUUUGCACGUACAUGGUGCAGUCACAGAUUUUUUUCCUGAGCAGUCCCUCCUUUGCUAGUCUCACAUUUGCUCUUUUUUGGUGGUUGUUAGGAAUCCUCAUAGGCCUGAAAAAACUUAGAUCUAAUACUGAAAUACAGAUAUGCUGAUAGAUGUAUUUCGUUGGUGCCAGCUGAAUGUCUUCUAUAUAUUUGUAGACCUGAACUGUUUCAUAUACCUUUGGGAAAUGCUUGACUAGAAACACUUGGGAAAAGACCAUGAGGCAUGUAGCCAGAAAGCAUCAGCUGACAUUUCUUUUCACUGGCAUUUAAAAGCUUUUAUAAAGCUUUGCAUCAUUUUCUCCAAAAACAUUCGUUGUUUGAGUUGGUCAUUUUGACAGUUAAGUGUCAGUUAUGACCUGCAUUUCCAGUCUCACCUUGAUUAUUUCUGCAUGGUUUUAAAUGAGUGGAGUAUAACCUAGGAUAAAUGUAUCUGUUGAACACAGACAUUGAUCUUUUACAAAUGAAUAGUUGAGAGAGGUGAGAUAACUGACUUUUGUAGUUUGAAAGGAGAUUAAUUGAUGAAGUGCAAAGUGUGAAACUUACUCUAGUUGUUGCAUUGCAAAGAAAGAUCUCUUCAAGCCACAGUGGCAGUGGAUGGGGUUGCUCUUCUUGGUGCCCAGCUACCAUCUUUAUCUUAACAGGUCAAGUUCACACCAGAGAGUUGGGCAAGGAGAGCUGGGUUGAAAUUUAAAGUUACAUCAGUUGUCAGGACAGAGUAGUUUUUUUUGUUUUUUUGGUUAUUAAUAAUGGGGUUCAUGUCAGAGAAAGAGAUGCUAACAGAUCCUGAGUAGGGUGCAGAUACCUAGAACAGCGGGGUCACCUUGAAAAUUUUCCUAAAUGCCAUCUAAGUGGAAUAGUUAGAUUAUAGGUCAAUAUGCACAUUUUUUACACAUAUAGCCAUAGUUUCAGCUUAUUUUCUGGCAGUUUAAGGAAAAUAUUUUCUCCUAUAUUCCACACCUUUUUUUCUUCUUUCUCACCUAUCCCCAUCAUUGCCCAGAAAGCACUAUUUCAGAAGUGAAAGUGAAGAAGACAGAAAAAAGGGAGGAGGAGAAUAGAAACAGCAGCCAGCAACCCUCGCUGCACCAGAGUACACAAAAAGUAACCCUAAGAGAAAUGAUAACCCCUGGGGGCAGCUGGGUUAAGACAGUGGAGAAUUUUAGCAAUAAAGAUGAUUUUGGACCAGAUCCAAGCUCCUGUGGAACUUGAGGAAAAAUACUCAAAUGGAACUCACGUUCUUGGAAGCAGAGGGACACCUGAGCAAAGAACAAGAGUGUACAUUUGCUUCUAGUCAUAAGUCCCUGAGUGUUUCCAGCCUGAGGAAAAGGCCACUUCCUUAGUAGCAGCACUAACUGAAGCUCACUUAAAACUGAAGCCAUGACUUGCACAAGCCAUUUUUGAGAAAGCAGAUUUUCAGCUCAUUUUGAUUUUUCAUGUGGUUGAUAAGGUAUUUCUUAAGAAGGAAAAUAGAACUUAAACCCCAUGGUCAACAUUAUUAUUAUUAUUUUUUAACCCAGCCACAUAAAUACUCAACUGUAAGUCCCCUCUCCCAAUAAUAGAAUAAAAUUAGAAAUUCGUUAGUCAAUAGAUUAUCUUUAAACUCAGUCUAAAUCUUAACCCAUAAAAAUGCCCUUGGCUUCCUCUGUUCUUACCAUGUCCUAGAAAUGUGACCAUGAUAGCAGGAUCAGUAACUUGAAGAACAGAACUGGUACUUUGGGCUUGUUUUUUAAAUUUAAUUACAAUUUUUAUCCAAUACUCGAUUAUUUUUUUUCCUCCCUGACCAAAUUUAUUUCAGGAAUGUGCUUGCCUGAGACCUAUGAAGCCUGAUGUUUCUUAGGUACAUUUUGUUACUUGAAUGCAGAAUUUGAUGGGAUCUGGAUAGAUAGAUUUGCGUAGGAAAUAUCUUCUCCAAAGUACUUAUUAGGUCUGGUUGACUACGUAGAGCUGAUCCAAGAGCAGGCCAAUCGCUUCCAAGAAACACAGUCGAGAACAGCUCUGUAGCAGGCAGCUCUUGACACCACAGUGUAUUCUGGUUAGCUGCUCUGCAGUAACGCAGCCCUGUCUUUCUGGGCAGUGUUGUUAUUCCUCCUGCAUAAUUAGCAACUAGUGAGGUCAUAGUCUGGGGAGAUUCUGGCAUUACUGAGGCAAAGCAAGGGAGGCUUCAUACCUCAUCACACGUGGCUCAAGCUCUAACAGCAUUUCUGCAGAGUAGAUUCAUGUCCUUCCAGAACUUAAGUCCAAAGAUGGAGAAGGAAAAAGAUUUGUACCUUGGAAGUGGACUAUCUCAAGACUCCUUGGUUGUGUUGAAAAAACUGUCUGCCAUAUUGAUGUAAUCAGAGUAAAUUGUCACUUUUGCUAUUUAUUUUGCUGCUGCUUUUCAGAGGGCAAAGAUUGUAAAGCUACCUUUUUAUUGCAAAAAGGAUGAUGCUAGAUCAGAUGAGCCCUAUUUUAUGGAGUGGUGUGAGAUUGGGAAGGAUCGUGAGUUUUGAAACCAGUGCAGAUUCGAAUCUUCCAUCCGUUCUGUAGUAUCAAACUUGACGUUUUUAGGAGCCUGAUGAGACACUUCAUACUUGUGAAGGUCUGGUUAAAGGGCUUUCCUGGCUGCCAACGUCCUUAGAAAUUCUAAAGUCGCAUUUCCUGAGGUGUGUUCCAAGGAUCACUUGCCCCCUAAGAUACACUGGAAACAAAGGGUUCCAUAAUAACUGCAUUCUGUGUUUUCUCCCACCCGUCACCAUGUUCAUUAGCAUCUUUAAAGACUCUUAAGAUUCUGCCUUAACAGUUUUCUAAACUGUUUUGACACAGCUGUCCUAUUUCCAUGUAAAAACUAUUAAUAUCCUUGGAACUAGUGUAUUUAAGGUAUACACUUUGGGAAAUGCCAGGCUACAUUAUCACUAGGAAAAAUAAUUGGGUCUAGUCUAGGUUUAGGCAAAGCCUAAUUCUGCCUUUGAUCCCCAGUCCCUCCUGCCGGUCCCUUGGAGAGACCUGGGUGGUCAGGAGAGCAGCUACUAUUACCCCUGUGCUAAUGAAUCCACUCGACAGCCGUGGGUUUUGUUUUGUUUUUUGGUUAAUGAAGCCUAGAGCCCAGCUGGCUUAGAACCAAAGGCCUUAACUCCACUGGGAAAGGUGGUGUUGCCACUCAUCUCAUUAUCAUAAGAGUGACUGAAGACUGGAGGGGCUGAGGGGAAACAAAAGGUGGGAGAAUGUUGGCGGGAAGCAAUAGAGAAAUGACCUAGUCUCGAGACACCAGCCAUCAUUCAUCGCUAGCUCAGGUGCUUGCUUUCUUCAGUUAGAGUGUCUGUGUAGACUUGGCAGGGGCCGGUCUUAGGACAAGAAUGCUGAUUCCUCUUCUCCCCUGGGCAGAAUCCUAAUGCGCCUGGCUAGCUGGUGGUGAGCAGGGGUUUUGGAGCCAACGUGUUGGGCUCCCCGAGGAAACCCCUUUGAAGCCAAUGGAUGCAUUCACGGGCUCAGGUCUCAAGAGGAAGUUUGAUGAUGUGGAUGUGGGUUCAUCCGUUUCCAACUCAGAUGAUGAGAUCUCCAGCAGUGACAGUGCUGACAGCUGCGACAGCCUCAAUCCUCCGACAACUGCCAGCUUCACACCCACAUCCAUCCUGAAGCGGCAGAAGCAGCUGCGGCGGAAGAAUGUGCGCUUUGACCAGGUGACUGUAUACUACUUUGCCCGGCGCCAGGGUUUCACCAGUGUGCCCAGCCAGGGUGGCAGCUCUCUGGGCAUGGCUCAGCGUCAUAACUCUGUACGCAGCUACACGCUCUGUGAGUUUGCCCAAGAGCAGGAGGUGAACCAUCGGGAGAUUCUUCGUGAGCACCUGAAGGAGGAGAAACUCCAUGCCAAGAAGAUGAAGCUGACCAAGAAUGGGACAGUGGAGUCGGUGGAGGCCGAUGGGCUGACCCUGGAUGAUGUUUCAGAUGAGGAUAUAGAUGUGGAAAACGUGGAGGUGGAUGAUUACUUCUUCCUGCAGCCUCUGCCCACCAAACGGCGACGGGCCCUGCUGCGGGCUUCUGGGGUCCACCGCAUUGAUGCUGAAGAGAAGCAAGAGCUACGAGCCAUCCGCCUCUCACGGGAAGAGUGUGGUUGUGACUGUCGACUGUACUGUGACCCAGAAGCGUGUGCCUGCAGUCAGGCUGGGAUUAAAUGCCAGGUGGAUCGCAUGUCCUUUCCAUGUGGUUGCUCCCGGGACGGCUGUGGGAACAUGGCAGGGCGCAUUGAAUUUAAUCCAAUCCGAGUCCGGACUCAUUACCUGCACACCAUCAUGAAGCUGGAGCUAGAGAGCAAGCGGCAGGUGAGCCGCCCACCAGCCCCAGACGAGGAGCCCUCACCCACCGCCAGUUGCAGCCUGCCAGGAGCACAGGGCUCUGAAACACAGGACUUCCAGGAGUUCAUUGCUGAGAACGAGACAGCAGUGAUGCACCUUCAGAGUGCGGAGGAACUGGAGCGGCUCAAGGCAGAGGAAGACUCCAGUGGCUCGAGUGCCAGCCUAGACUCCAGUAUAGAGAGCCUGGGGGUGUGCAUCCUGGAGGAGCCCCUGGCUGUUCCCGAAGAGCUGUGCCCAGGCCUCACAGCCCCGAUUCUCAUCCAGGCUCAGCUGCCCCCAGGCUCCUCUGUCCUGUGUUUUGCUGAGAACUCAGACCACCCAACUGCCUCAACGGUGAACAACCCGUCCUACUUGAACAGUGGGCCCCUGGUCUAUUAUCAGGUGGAGCAGAGGCCAGUCUUGGGGGUGAAAGGAGAGCCUGGUACAGAAGAGGCCCCACCCUCUUUCCCCAAGGAGAAGGAUCUGAGUGUCUUCUCUCUCCCUGUUACCUCACUGGUGGCUUGCAGCCCCACAGACCCAGCUGCCCUCUGUAAAUCAGAGGUGGGGAAAACACCCACUCUAGAAGCGCUGUUGCCUGAAGAUUGUAACCCUGAGGAGCCUGAGAAUGACGACUUCCACCCCUCAUGGUCCCCCUCAACCCUCCCCUUCCGUGUGGACAGUGAAGAGGGCUGUGGGGUGGAGAAGACCUCCCAGCAGAGUGAGGACCGGCCCCCGGAGGACUCUGCACUAGAACUCCCUCUGACAGUGUGAUGCGGAAUGGAGUCUGCCUCUUACCCAUUCUCUAUUUAUUCCCUUAUUUUAUCUAACGCCAUUUCAAAACAAAACUGUAGAAGCA